This is a messenger RNA of Silurus meridionalis, 5796 nucleotides long. It is a transcript of the gene cfap74, whose product is annotated as cilia and flagella associated protein 74. The record is from RefSeq and is a predicted model, not a curated record. NCBI's taxonomy places the organism in Eukaryota, Metazoa, Chordata, Actinopteri, Siluriformes, Siluridae.
CAUUUUAAUAUAUUUUUUAUUUUAAAGGCUGUUUUGUCGUGAUUUUUGACCUAACAAACAUCGUUUCCUCGUAAUUAGUACUCUUUUUUGUGUGUGUAUUAGACAGAAGAGCAUGUUUUAGUGGCAGCGUCACGCAUUUAAAGUGGCAGCAGGGCUCGUCCAUGUUUUCUACAUGUUACAGCAUCUUGAACAUUCCUCGUGAUCAGUAAUGACUUUUCUGUGUAUUAGGCACAGGAGCAUGUUCUAGAGGAAGCAUCAUCUCAGCACCAUGGAUAAGAACCAUGUCCACGCGCCUGCUGCCACAAGGUUAUUAUUCAUGAGGCUGCAUUUAGAACAUGCUCUUAUGCCGAAUACACAGAAAAAACUAAAUUAUUUAAUCAUAAGAAAAACAAUGUUAGGUCAAGAUCAAGAGAAAAUGGACUCGUGAUAACGAGUAAACAACUUUUGUUAUGUCGAGAUCACGAGAAAACAAUAAAUUAAAUAUUAGGACUUCCGUACAAAGCUCCCCAGGAUCCAACUGAUUUGGUUUGCCUGCUGAACAACUGACGGCUGGAUUCCAAAUGGCUUUACAUUUCCUUACAUAGGCGCCCUACAUCCGGAACUCCAUUUGGAAUCGAGCCAGCGGUGUCCAUGGAAACGCAGCAAACAGGCGCUGGUGCUCAACAGAAUACAGCUGAAGGGCGAGAGGUGCGCUGUCUCCAAGUUGGUCAACUAUAAAGGGUUUUUUUGGUGAGUCCAGUCCAUACUGCAAUGGAUGAUAAUGCAUCUGAGAUCUCUGAACAUGAAGCACCAGAGAACAACUGGACUGAAAACACAAAAGCAGAAGAAGGUGGAACACGGGAGACAGUGUUUCAGGAUGAAGAUGGCUUUCAUGCUGAUUGGUCCAUGGACAUAGAUGACCUUGAAUGGGAUGUAAGCACCGAGUCAGGAGAUGUGGAGCUCGAUGAGAGGGACGAGAGUAACAUGGACAGCACUCGGAUGUUCAAGCUGAGAAGAGGCCUGGACCAGCUGGACCAUUUUUACAAACAGAAGGAGCUUAACGUGAUAAAGGCUAGGGAGGAACUGAAAGUCUGUCGCCUUCAUGUGACUGAACUGGAAAAACAAAGAGACCACCUAGAAAUUGACAUAGAAAGGGAGAAGCAGGCAGAGAACAGCGCAGCCGUAUUCCGCCUACGUGCCCGCCACAAGUGUGUUUGUGCCGAAAUUCAAGCAGAGGAGGAGCUGGAGGCUCAUCUAGCCAUGGUCCUGCAAGAGCAUGAACUGGAGCUUUGCCAAGUGGAGAUAGAACUUGGUCAGUACUUAGGUCUUCGUCAGGAGGUGGAACAUGAGGAGAAGAAAUUGCGGGCUCUGCAUCAGGAGAAACACAGUCAAAGACUCCAAAUAGAGAAGAGCAUCAACAAGAGAGCCAAACUGAAAGCACUGCAUGCCAAAAAUGAGCAGAAAAAGACCUUACAAGAACAAGUGGAGCUUAAGAUGAGGAAGAAGGAACAGAUCCAGGCAAGCCGACAGAAAGCAGCAUUCUUUCUUAAACAGACUCUCGAGAGAAUGCGUGAAAAAGAGGAGGAAGGAGAAAAGAUAAAGAAGGAGCUAAUGAAGAGGAGGACAGAAGCUGCAGAAUCACUGAGCAAUAUAGCAGCCAGUCAGGAAGCUCUGCGUGUGAGAAAGCUUAAGCAGAAGGCCUGCUUGCCGAAGCUGAAAGAGGAUAAAAAUUUCCGUAAACAUUUACUGCAAGAAGCAGGACUGAACAGCAUCAAGCUCAUGCACCUGCACAAAGCACAAGAAGACCUCUACAGAAAGCAGGAGACAUUCCAGGAGAAACAAAAAGUCAAAAAGAUAGAGAUAGUCUCCAAACUGCCACUGGAAGAAAAGCAAAAGGAGAAACUGAAAAAAACACAUUCGCUCCUCAUCCAGCCAUCGGCACGUGUGACUCAAAGCAUGGUGCUAAAGCGAUGGGAAAAACUGCAACAGAAUGUACUGCCUCUAUCAGCACAUGCAGAGAGAGAGUUAAAUCAGGAUAGAUGCCCAACCCGCCCUGUGUCAUCUCCUGCAAGCUCCAGAACUGGCAUCAGCUCCUCUCUGGACUCAUUGCAGAAACUUGAAGCGAGUACAAGAAUUGAGGCAGACUGGCUAAUGGAAAAGAAAGGAGAUCAAGAGUGUAUGGUCCAGCCUGAGUUCAUUGGCCUUUGGGAUCGUAAACACAUGGAUUACAUGAUGAUUUCAGAUAAACAUGUAUCCGUCAAAACAUCUUUUUUGAGGUCUACGAAGCCAGAAAUCGACAAAACUCUGACAUCAAAAGGAACAAAGAAAACAAAAAGAGGUCCACCAUUUAUCAGCAAACCAGAAACAGUCUUAUUUAAGGAUUUUGACCUUGAAAAGACGUAUAAGAAAAAGGUAGUACUUACAAACACCUCUAAUGUCACAAACCACUGUAGAUUUACAGGAGUUUCACAGAACCUCAUGGAUUUCAUAUCUGUAAGUUUCGAGCCUCCCGGGCCAAUGUCAGCAGGCAUGGCGUGUGAACUAGAAGUUGCUUUCAGACCUUUACUGAAUGAAGAUUUGGAUGGCAAGAUCCAUUUUCAAACCCCCACUGGCCCCUUCUCUGUCACAAUCAAGUGCAGAACAAAAAAAUGCGAGAUGGUUGUUGAUAGCAGCCUCAUUGACUUUGGCACGCAUGUGGUCGGGGAGACAAUUUCACGGGUAAUCACCCUGACCAACAGGGGGGCACUGGGUACUCGCUAUUCACUGGCUCCACUCCCCACAAACUGCCUUCAGUUGCAAAAUCUAUUGCACCAUUCCUCUUCUAGCAAGCAGUUCUACUAUCAGGAACCUGGUGACAGCAACAGUGUAAAAGGUGCUGCUCAAGAGGAAGAAAUUUAUCCAGAGGGAGAAAACACCAACUGUGGUGUUCCAACAGAACAGAAAACAGGUACAUCCCUAAUCAGCUCUGACACGUCUGUAGGUGUUGAGGCUUCAGGAGCUGAUGGUUUGGAGGAGAGUGAGGUUACAGAGGUUGAGCAGGGCUGUGAUUCUGAGAUCACUGAAUUUAGCAUUGGGGAAGUGCUUGAGGGUGAAGUGGGGCCUUUUGGUAGCAUCAAACUGCCCAUCAUUUUCACACCAACUAUUCCAGGAGAAACUAAACUUGAUUUUAAGAUCACCUUUUCACAACCCAACUGUGAGGCGAUUAUGAUGUCAGCCUAUGGAGUGGCUGAGAGUGUUCCUGUGUGGGUGACCAAGCCGAACAUGGACCUAAAGAUCUGCAUGUACAAUCGUCUUUACCAAGACUGCAUUGAAGUGCAAAGCAGAGCCAGUACAGCACUCAGAUUGACAUUCGACAUUUGUAAAAAACUGAGGAACCACAUGGACAUCCUGCCUAAAACAGCCUACAUUCAGGCAAAGUCCAGCUUUCAUGCCCACCUCAAAUUCCUGCCCAGAUGUAGCCUGUCAGAGGACGCCAAGUCCUUCUUUGACCAGGACACAGGCGUCCUGGAGGUACCUCUGUAUAUACAGGUGGCUGAUCAGGUAAAACCUGUUCCUUUCACCAUCCAUGCUGUUGUGACCACCUCUGAUUUCAAAUUUGAUCGCACCGAGGUGGAUUUUGGCCACUGCACCGUUUUCGACGCUGUUCAAACCACUGUUCGUCUAACUAACCUCUCUUUAUUGCCACAGGACUUUGGUUUUGUGGCUAUUCCCAAGUUUAUUGAUGUCCAGCCUAAUGAUGGUUUUGGCACCCUGCUACCGCUUCAGACGCUGGAAAUUGAUCUGAUCUUUAGUCCUUCAAAAGCAGACGAAUACAAUUUUCAACUCACCUGCAAGUCAGGAAUUAACAGAGAGUUUCGGUUAUCGUGCCGCGGGAUUGGUGUGCGCCCUGUGCUGGAACUUUCUAAUUCACUGGUGCAGUUUGGAGCCACAGCAGUGGGAGAUCGGUCCACAGCAGUGCUGCAUGUGCUGAACUCUCACACCAGCCUUAAUGACUUUACACGCCCCAUGCCACGCAUUGGCAAAGGAACGGUCUCUCGUGUGGGUGCCAGGUUCUUCUCAUUCACUCCUCCAGAAAACUCUGAAAUUACAGUGGCCCCGACUACAGGAUGUGUUCUGCCUGGACAGAGAUGUCUGGUCCAAGUUACCUUCAGCCCAUUGUUGUGUGAUGACGACAUCAAGGCAGAGGCCAUUCAGAUGCUGUCGCAGCAGGAGGAGCUACAGAACAAAAAGGAGGAAUCGAAGAAAGGGAAGAAGUCUCCCCUAAUUCGAAGCUCAAGCAAGUUGAAGGAAAAGACAAGAAAAGUGUCUCUGACUCGCAAAAGCGAAAGUCUUUUGCAAGCCCUGAACCAAGCAGACAUACAGAAGGACUCUGCCGAGUAUGUUGCUGCAAAAGCCUCUCUACUCCACACUUUUAAAAAGAGAUGUAACCGUUACGUCAUCCCGUGCUUUGUGUCCGAUGGAGAUGGUACACACCAGAAGGAGACAAAGCAAUCCCUCUACAGCCCAUAUAACACGCUGUACCUGGAGCUGCAUUGCCCAGCGGUGCGACCCAUGCUGAUGGUCAUCUCUGAGCAUCAUGGGGAAACCACCAUCAACUUCAACCAGGUGGCAAUAGGACAGAAGGUUUUGAAAAAGGUGACAGUCCAGAACAUUGGUUCAGAAUUUGUGAUGCUGAAAUCUUCACUGCUGGACAUAAAUGGGCCAUUUGCCCUGUUGAACGCAAUGAGAGGAGUCAAGCCUGGAGGGACGCACACACUCCUGCUGGCUUUUACGCCAGCUUUGGGUAAAAAGUAUCGUGAAAUACUGGACGUGAGCUGCAGUCAGAUGACUCUGGAGUUCACGCUGUAUGGAGAAGGAAUCGUGCCUCUGGUCACCUGCACACACAAGGGACGAAUCCUGGACUUUGGAUAUGUGUUGGAGAAACAGAGCACUAGCCAAGUGGUUACGUUUCAGAACUCUUGUGUUCUGCAUCUGCAGUUCAGAGUGUUGUUAGACAGCCUGAGGCUCUCCAAACACAAGGAUACACGCUUGCUUCCAGCUUUCCUUUCCAAGUAUUCUACACAAUGCACAACUGUAGGCACUCAGAAUUACAGCGGUCAGAGUGUGUUCGUUGUGUCACCCACAGAGGGCACUAUUGCCCCCGACGAAACUCAGGAUAUCACUGUAACGUUCAAGCCUGAUCAUGAGGGGCUACAUUACCGAGAUGCGCUACAAGUACAACUUAUGAACCAUCAGACAGUGUGUGAUCUGGAGUUACGGGGUGCAGCGAGCAGCCACAACAUGUUUGUAUGUGGUGGAGAUCCAUUAAACCUGUGCUCUGAAUCACUCAUCCAUCCAAACAUAUACAGAGCCGGUGAAUUAGAACACACAGACACACACAAAGAGAGGAAGAGGCUACCCACACCUUUGUUGCUGACUCUGAGGAGUGUGUUGUGUGAGGGCCAGGUGACAGCCGCGGUGGGAAAGAUAGAGGUGGGCUGCAUUCCCAGCUCCCGACUGCACAACAAGAAGAAUGGAGAGUUUCUUUGGGAGAACGUAACUGCUCUCCGGCAGCAGGGGUUUAGUGUCGAACCCACCGAAGGACGUGUGGAUGCAGGUCACCGGCGCACCAUCACAGUCACUUGGACACCACCUGCUGGACACACUCCCAACAAGGUGGUACAGGUGUGUGCCUCACUGAUACUCAGAGGAGAAGAAACUGAAGUGUACAAUGUCACCCUUCUGGCCUACACAUCCAGCCAUGCGCAUUCUGGACAGGACAACAGAUAUUGAUAUUUAUGGUUAUUUUUAUAUCAUUAAAACUACCUUUAUAAGCUG